AUAUUAAAAUCACUCCACCAAUUAACCCUUCCCAUGCAAGCUUUUCACCCUCCAAAUUAAAUAUUCCAAAUUAAAAACCUCUAGUGUGUGUGGUGUGUGAAAAAGAAGAAGAAGAAGAAGCCAUCGAUCUGCAGAGAGAUGGAAUCAUCAUCAGCUGAGAAGAAGCUCUGCGACGCAGCAGCAGAAGGCGACGCCAAAACGUUCAAACAACUGAUCGAAGGAGAUCGAUUUCUCCUCAACAAAGUCUCACUAACAUACACCGGCAAAACUUUCUUACACGUCGCAGCAGCUCAGGACUGCGUCGACAUCGCCGCCGUGCUGGUGGGCGAAGCCCCCAAGAUGUGCUGGGCACGCGACGCCGGCGGCAUGAACCCCGUCCACGUGGCGGCCAUGAACGGCAGCCACGGAGUGCUGCGGAUGCUCGUCGAGAGGGACGACUUCGCCGCGAUGGAGCGGCUGGAGCGCGGGGAGACGGCGCUGCAUCUGUGCGUGAAGCAUCGCCAGCUUGGGGCGUUGAGGGUUUUGGUGGAGAAAUUGGGGGAGUUUGUGUGUGAAGAGGAUGAUGCUGGGAACACGGUGCUGCAUUGGGCUGUUAGAUUAAGACAACUUGAGAUCAUUGAAUACUUGGUUGCACUCAACAAACUUGACACGAACUCUAAGAAUUCCAAAGGCCAAACGCCUCUACAAAUGGUGAAUCCCGAUUCGGACAAGGAAACUGCACAAUGCAUCGCAGACAUCCUCAAAUCCCCCGCCCACCCUACCUUGGCGGAGGACUGGCUCCUAAAGAAGCGCGACUCCAUAAUGGUGGUGGCGAUCCUCAUCGCCACCAUGGCCUUCCAGGCGGCCGUUAGCCCCACGGGCGGCGUGUGGCAGGACGACACGUCCUCACACAAGGCCGGGGAGGCCGUGAUGGCCUACAAAGACCCUAACAUAUACAAGAACUUCAUGCGCUCCAACACAGUUGCGUUUGUGACGUCGCUGAGCACCAUCUUGCUGCUCAUCGUCGGCUUGCCGUUGUUCAAGUACAGGCUCUUCAUGUGGGCCCUUGUCGUCAUAAUGUGGGUGUCUGUCACGGCCGUCGGAAUCACCUACGGCGCUUCCAUAAUGGUGGCCACUCCCAAAAUCCACGAGAAAUCGCUCAGCUCCGUCAUCCAAAUAGGGAUCAUUGCUUGGGUCAGCCUCAUGGCGAUUCUGUUCAUCGUCAAUACUCUCCGCCUGUUGUUCCAGUGGAAGUCGCCCAAGAGUCGUCUCGCGAAAUCUUGCAUGGCUUAGCCGUUCACGAAAAUUGCAGUUUUUACUUUUCUGGAAACUACUAUUUAUAUUUUAAACUUCGUUUACAUUCAAUAUUUAAAAGAAAAUCGUGGAUUAAUAGCGGGUUUAAGAAUUUGUUCAUCACCAAUGUGUUUCAGCAACGAAUAUAUGCAAA
Messenger RNA from Salvia miltiorrhiza (redroot sage), 1426 nucleotides. RefSeq names its product ankyrin repeat-containing protein At2g01680-like. Gene Ontology annotation, molecular function: protein phosphatase 1 binding; protein phosphatase regulator activity. The coding region runs from base 139 to 1272 and encodes 377 amino acids. The transcript has 2 exons. Lineage: Eukaryota; Viridiplantae; Streptophyta; Magnoliopsida; Lamiales; Lamiaceae. Gene Ontology annotation, cellular component: plasma membrane. The record is from RefSeq and is a predicted model, not a curated record.